AUGAGAAAAAAGAAGACGACUCGUUCGUCAGAUACGCCUAAUACGUCGAUCGACGGAAACAAAGACAAUGAGGAUAACCCCAUAAUUGAAGGCGACGAAGAAGAUAUUCAACAGGAAGCCCAAGCUAGGUUCCAAAAUAAGGAGAAAAUGCCCGAAACACCUUCCACGCUGAAGCUAAAAUUGCCGCCAUUUUGGAAGGAGAGCCCAAAAUUAUGGUUCGUACAAAUAGAAGCAGCAUUCGAUAUUUAUGCUGUUACAGCGGACGACGUUAAGUUCAGGUAUGCCAUUUUACAUCUGGACACGUCCAUAUUACCUCUGGUGUCGGAUAUUAUAGAAUUCCCACCAGAAAAGAAUAAAUAUGAAGCAUUAAAGGAACGCAUAAUACAGUCAUUAGACGAAACAAGUGAAACAAAACUUCGGAAGCUUCUCCGAGGACAAUCCAUAGGUAACGAAAAGCCAUCGGUCUAUUUACAAAAACUAAAAAACUUAUCCGGAGGACAAUGUGGCGAUUCAGUCCUAAAAACAUUGUUUCUCGAACAGUUACCAGAACAUUCUAGAUCCAUUUUAGCAAUCUCCGAGGUGACAGACCUCAACAAAUUAGCAAACUUGGCCGACAAAAUGGACGAAAUGAUAAAGCCAGUUAUAAACGAAACUGCGAGUACUUCGCAAACUACAGAGCCACACGUCUCCGAAAUAGAUUUCAAAAUAAUUGAAUUAACUAAAGCUGUAGAAUCUUUAACACAACAGUUUCAGCGUUCCAGAAGUCGCAGUCGAAGCGACCGCCAAGGAAAAUGGCACAACCCUCAACAAAAUAAUAAUCAUAGAACCAAUACUUCACAAAAUGGUCUAUGUUACUACCAUUAUAAAUUCGGAGACAAGUUCUACAAAUGCAAUAAACCUUGUUCAUGGGGACAAGCCGUCAAUACCAAAGAACCUACUAUUUUCACCUUAGAUGUGAAAUCUAAAUCAUAUAAAAUCCUCAGGGAAUUCGUCGACGUGACGAAACCAACACCAAAAAAAGAAGGAAUACAUCAAGUCCAACAUCAUAUAACCGUUAAAGGAGCCCCGAUAGCGGAGAAAACACGCCGCCUCCCGCCAUUUAAAUACAAAGCAGCCAAACAGGCAAUUGAAGAAAUGAUGAAAGAAGGAAUCUAUCAACCUUCAUCCAGCAACUGGGCUUCACCCAUCCAUCUAGUUCCAAAACAGGAAGGAGGAUGGAGAUUAUGCG
Molecule: messenger RNA, 1228 nt
Organism: Orussus abietinus
Lineage: Eukaryota; Metazoa; Arthropoda; Insecta; Hymenoptera; Orussidae
Exons: 2
Source: RefSeq, a predicted model, not a curated record